AUGGCCCCCCCUGCCAAGCCGACGGCCGGCUUCGUGGCGAUGCGAGAUUUGAAGACGCCCAGCGAUGUAGCGCGCGCGAUCCGUGGCAUCGGGCCCGGCGUGCAGGCGCGCCACGUGACGGCAGCGUUCCGCCGGCUGGCCCAGAUGAGCCGCGACGAGGGGAGGAAGGCGAUGAGAUCUGUGGCGGAGGCGGGGCUCAGGACGGUUGGGUCGGCGGGCGGGGACGACGUGGCGGGAGUUUUGGAGGCAUGCGCGAGGAUGGGAUUCAGACACGGCCUGCUGGGGCGAUUGGCGCGGAGGGCAGUGGAGAAACGGAUGGCGGCGGAGAUGGGAAGCGACCGGCUGACGGCGCUGAUCACGGCGGUGUGCGUGCUCACGCGGAGGGGGAAGGACGGGAUUGGUGGCAGAGAGAAUGGGAAACGGCGAAAGAGGGCAGAGUGGGCAGGAAAGCCUGAGCAGGUGGAUGAGAAAGGGAAAGGGAGAGGGGGCGGGGAGAGGGAGAAGGAUGGAGAAAUUGGUACACGGCGUGAUUCUGGGGUGGAUCCGUUACAGGGAGUGCAGGGGCUGGAUCAGGUGAGUGAGAGUUGUGGGAUUGUGGCUGGGGGAGAACUGGGGGAAUUAGAUGGUGAAGGCAUGGGGCAUGGAGAGGGGUCGAUGCUGGGAAUGCUCCUGAAGGUGGCCUGCGAUGAGCUGCUGCUGUUCAGGGAGAGGGACAAGUGCAUCGAGGCCAACCUGCCCAGGCUGCUGUCCUUCAUGGCAGCGUCUGGCCACAAGGACCAGAGACUGGUGGACGGGGUGGUAGCGAUGGUGUCGUGCCCCAACAGGGCUGCGCACUUGGAGGACGGCCAGCUCACGAACGCCCUGUGUGGCCUGGAGAAGCUGGGGUUCAAGGACGAGGCAGUGCUGGAUGUGUUGUGUGCGGAGGUGACGGACGCAGAGAGGAUGGGAGCGUUCCACAAGGCACAGCUGUUUGCGGUGGUGGUGUCUUUGUCGAGACUGGCCUCAAAGCUGGGCAGCAUGAGGAAGUUCUGUCUGGCGGCUCUGAAGGAGGCGUCUGAGCCAGGGCGGCUGGCAAGCUACACUGGGGUUGACUUCAUUGUUGUCUUGGGGAUUGCAGCCCAGCAUGGGCUCAGCGAUGUGGGAGGCAUGCUGUUCCAAGAGUUCUGCAGAAGACAGGACGUGAUUGUAUUCUCUGAUCAACAAAAGUCGUUGGCAUUGAAGGCGAUCACUAGGCUUGCAUCACAAGAACCUCAACUUGUAAGCAAGAUGGUUGAUUCAUUGCUUGAAAAGAAGGGAGAGGAAAAUCUUUCAGACAGCGCUCUCGUGUCAGUUUUGUGCAUUUGGACCACUCAACAGUGCCAGCACCUACCCCAGCACAGGGAUGCUAUCCGUGCACUGUGCAAGAAGGUGUGCACACCAUCCAGGCUGUCCAGGCUGUCGACAGGAGACCUUGCAAGAGUUAUCCAUGUCUUGUACCGCUGUCAGAAGCUGGAUGAUCCUCUAGCUGCUACCACUGAACUGCAGCCUGUGGUGCAAGAGGCAGCCCAGCGUGCCAGAUUGAUCAGCUUGAAUGCUGUGGAUCUCUCUGCCCUGAUGUCAAGCUUGGGUCUGGCCAGGAUAUCUGCAGUUGAGCCAGCCGUGAAAUUAGUGCUGCAUGAGGUGUGCACUCCCAGCCGCCUGAGGAAGUUCGAACGACGGCAGCUUAUGAAUGUGGUGCACAACUUUGGAAGUUUGCCACACACCAGAGACUUUACAAGUUUUGACAAGUUAUCUCUGUCCUACUUGGAAUCUGAGCUGCUGCGCCCUCACAGGCUACACAGCUUCUCUCAAGGUGAUGUUGCCGUGGUCCUACAUGGCUUGGCAAGAAUCGGACAGCCAUCAAGGCGGGCUGUGAGUGCCUUUUGUGCAAAAUUGCUUGAAGGUGACCGAACAUCGGAACUACGGCAAUCAGAAGUGUUGCACAUUUUCACAGCACUGCGAAUGUUGAAUGUGAGGGAUGAGGGUCUUGCAGAGGUCCUUAUUGAUGUUGUACUCUCUGACCAGGGGCUUCGCAGCUUUACUGAGCAUGGGUUGACUGGCAUAUUGUACUCCCUUGCUCACAUGGGAUAUGAUGAUGAGCGUGUUUGGAAUGAGAUUGUGGGUGAGCUGACUAGGGUCCCACGGCUGCAGAAGCUGGGGCCACAUGGAUUUUCUGACAUCUUCAAGAGCAUGCGUCUUGUUGGCUUCAGGGAUGCUGCAUCUGUUGACCUCCUAGUUGGAGAGAUGUCCAAGCCAAAUAGGUUGCAGGACUUUGACCCAGAGCACCUCUUCUGGAUCACUCAAGAUCUCAAACGAUUGGUUGGAGGCAGUGAUGCAGCCAUUAUGGCACUCCAAGCUUGUAUGCAGCAAAAAUGA
This is a messenger RNA of Ostreobium quekettii, 2394 nucleotides long. The record is from the annotation of a GenBank genome assembly. Lineage: Eukaryota; Viridiplantae; Chlorophyta; Ulvophyceae; Bryopsidales; Ostreobiaceae.